Messenger RNA from Physella acuta, 597 nucleotides. RefSeq names its product CD209 antigen-like protein E. The record is from RefSeq and is a predicted model, not a curated record. NCBI's taxonomy places the organism in Eukaryota, Metazoa, Mollusca, Gastropoda, Physidae.
AUGAACACACCUCAGUACAGAAAGCCCCGUGUCCUCGGGCUAACAUCGGGCCCACACAAGCUGCUUAUGGUUUACUUAUCUCAUAUUCUGCUUGCAGGACGAGCCAGUAGCUCUGGAACUUCCCAGAUCAUGUUCAGCCUUCUCAUGGACCCGUACCACACGUUUGUGCCCCUGGGUGUGGAGGUGGCUAGCACUAAUCCCCUCAGUUGUGCUCGAACAUGUCUGUACCGGUACAACACAUGCUUUAGUUUCUCUAUCAAUGACACGCUCAAGACGUGUAAACUCGACAUGGGAGGGAACCUGUACACAGUGAAGAGCCAAGAAAAGCUGAGCAUUUUGUGGGAAAUAGUUGCGGCUGAGAGGGUCGAGUUUUGGGUGGGCUUGGAUGACUUGUCAAGUGUGGGCGUGUGGAGAUGGGCGGACGAUGGUACAGAUAUGGCAGAUAGUUGGGGACCUGUCAUAUUUGCCACAGGUGAGCCGAGCAGCCCAGGGGUGGAGGACUGUGUAGAGUAUCAGCCCAGAAUCCAGGGCCUCAACGAUGCGUUCUGCAGCCUACAGUCGAGGUACUUGUGUGAGAUGAAGUAUCGGUUGCUGUAG